This is a messenger RNA of Diachasmimorpha longicaudata, 1560 nucleotides long. RefSeq names its product testis-specific serine/threonine-protein kinase 1 (gene Tssk). Lineage: Eukaryota; Metazoa; Arthropoda; Insecta; Hymenoptera; Braconidae. The record is from RefSeq and is a predicted model, not a curated record. The coding region runs from base 309 to 1346 and encodes 345 amino acids. Gene Ontology annotation, biological process: protein phosphorylation; intracellular signal transduction. Gene Ontology annotation, molecular function: protein serine/threonine kinase activity; ATP binding. The transcript is spliced from 3 exons. Gene Ontology annotation, cellular component: cytoplasm.
CAUUAAAAAUUUCAGGUAAAUAUUUCUCUAGAUCCAAUCAAUCUUCAAUUGCUGGCAGUAAUUCCAAGCAAUGAAAUACCUUAGUUCCUGUUACGUCAAACAUUCAGAUCUCCACUUUCGAUUGUUUUUCGCAUUUUUUCAAAAACGUAAUGGCCGACGCAUGACAUACCCCGGUUUUUUCACUCACUCUCCAGUAACCGACAGGUAGAACAGAUAGUUCAAAAUUCUAGUUGCUUAAAUUGAGCUGCAAAAAAAUUAUUGAAAAUUGGGGUGAAAAUUGCCAAAUGAAUCAAUGAGGAGAUUUUGGUAUGGCAACGAGACUGAGCUCACUGAGCCCAAGAAACUCGGAGAUAAGUGCUCUUGAGGAACGAGGGUACCUCAUCGGGAAGAAGAUUGGACAGGGAUCCUAUGCCACCGUACACCUCGCUGAAUAUGUUGCUGGCAGUGGAACGAAGAAAAUGCGCCUCGCGUGCAAAAUAUUCGACAGAGAAAAAGCACCGAGUGAUUUCCUCGAUAAAUUCUUCCCACGAGAACUCGAGAUCCUAACGAAAAUCGAAAAUCCUCACAUCAUACAAGUCCACAGUAUCCUCCAACGUGGCCCCAGAGUCUUCAUCUUCAUGCGUUGUGCCGACAACGGUGAUCUCCUAGACUACGUCCUCCGUCACAAACUGGUCCCCGAGCAGCAGUCCCAGACGUGGUUCCGUCAGAUGGCCUCGGGUCUUCACUACCUCCACUCCAAGAACAUCGCGCACCGCGAUCUCAAGUGUGAGAAUAUUCUCCUGUCCCACAAGUUCCACGUGAAGCUCGCGGACUUUGGUUUUGCCCGUUUCUGCGUUGACUCGGAGAAUCGCAGGAUUCUGAGUCACACGUACUGCGGCUCUGCUGCCUAUGCAGCACCGGAAAUUGUCUCUGGUACUCCGUACAAUCCAAAAUUGGCGGACGUCUGGUCACUCGGAAUUAUUCUGUACAUAAUGUUAAACGGGAGGAUGCCCUUCAACGACGAAAAUCCCACGAAAUUACUUCGCGAUCAGAUGUCCAAGAACUGGGUCUUCAGAUCACGGAUCCAGGAAACUGUCUCGUCAACGGCUAAAAACGUUGUACGUCAUAUCCUUGAGCCGGAUAUUACUCAGAGGUUCACCCUUGAUAAGGUGCUAUCGCACGAGUGGGUGCGGGGCAAAAGGGAUAAAUUGUCGAAUGGGAGUAAGAGCGUAUAUUCGGCUCAGCCGACGCAGGUGAUGGGGAUGAGACUCUUCAAAAAUGGAGAGAAAUUGCAGGAGAACGGUGGAAAGUCCUCCAAGGAAAUGGCCGUCAGUGAGAACUCCCAGAAAAGAGAAAGCAAAGUCUAAAAAUACAACUAUUUUUGAAAUUUAAUUUUUUGAUGGAUAAUAAAAUAAAGAACUCAAUUUUUGAAAGGUAAGAUGAUUCAGUCCACUUCAUUGAUAGAUUAUUGGUUUAAAAGAAAUGAAAAGAAUAAUCAAUUCCAAGGUCGCGGAUAUUAUUUACAGGUUCAUAAAUGAACAAAUGAGAAUAAUUAAUUAAUUCUGUUAAAUUGACGAAUUA